Messenger RNA from Carlito syrichta (Philippine tarsier), 253 nucleotides. RefSeq names its product chromosome unknown C6orf223 homolog. NCBI's taxonomy places the organism in Eukaryota, Metazoa, Chordata, Mammalia, Primates, Tarsiidae. The record is from RefSeq and is a predicted model, not a curated record.
AUGAUGCCACUGGUGGAAGCAGGCGCCCUGGCCCCAGGAGGGGGCGAUGGGGCGACCUGCCCUCUGCAAAGGUUGGUGAGGAAUCAGGGUGUAGAUGGAGGAUUCUUUUCACCAGAAGACCCCUAGGCACAAGCGGCCCACCUUGCUAAUGGCCAGAGUCCCCAGAAGAAGCACAGACGACUUCUGUCCUCAAAGACAGGGCAGGGGUUGUUCGGGCAGAAAGAGCAUGAGCAGAGGCUGGGCAGGAGGGCUG